AUGGACCUUCAUGUGCCUGGCAAUCUCUUUCCUAGUCAUGAAACGUUUUCCACAAACAUCGCACUUGAACCCUUUAUGACCGGAGUGUCUGAAGAUGUGUUUGUUCAAUCCAUACUUCAAUUUGAAUCUUUUUCCACAAAAUUCACACUCAUGAUUUUUUGCAUCAGUGUGUGUAUGGGAGUGUGUGUUGAGGUGACUCUUUCGACUGAAACAUUUCCCACAAACUUCACAUUCAUGAUUUCUUGCACCAGUGUGUGUAAGGGUGUGUGUGUUGAGGGUACUCUUCCGACUGAAACAUUUCCCACAAACUUCACACUCAUGAUUUCUUUCACCAGUGUGUGUAAGGGUGUGUCUCUGGAGGUGAAUCUUCUGACUGAAACAUUUCCCACAAACUUCACACUCAUGAUUUCUUUCACCAGUGUGUGUAAGGGUGUGUAUGUUGAGGGUACUCUUCUUACUGAAACAUUUCCCACAAACUUCACAUUCAUGAUUUCUUUCACCAGUGUGUGUAAGAGUGUGUCUCUGGAGGGUACUCUUCUUACUGAAACAUUUCCCACAAACUUCACACUCAUGAUUUCCUUCACCAGUGUGUGUAAGGGUGUGUGUGUUGAGGUGACUCUUCCGACUGAAACAUUUCCCACAAACUUCACACUCAUGAUUUCUUUCACCAGUGUGUGUAAGAGUGUGUCUCUGGAGGUGACUUUUCCAACAGAAACAUUUCCCACAAACUUCACACUCAUGAUUUCUUUCACCAGUGUGUGUAAGAGUGUGUCUCUGGAGGUGACUCUUCCUACUGAAACAUUUCCCACAACCUUCACACUCAUGAUUUCCUUCACCAGUGUGUGUAAGGGUGUGUGUGUUGAGGUGACUCUUCCGACUGAAACAUUUCCCACAAACUUCACACUCAUGAUUUCUUUCACCAGUGUGUGUAAGGGUGUGUGUGUUGAGGGUACUCUUCAGACUGAAACAUUUCCCACAAACUUCACACUCAUGAUUUCUUUCACCAGUGUGUGUAAGAGUGUGUCUCUGGAGGUGACUCUUCCAACAGAAACAUUUCCCACAAACUUCACACUCAUGAUUUCCUUCACCAGUGUGUGUAAGGGUGUGAUGUUUGGGGUUACUCUUAUUACUAGACCUUUUGCCACACUCACGGCUUUUGUGAGGUCUUACACCAGAGUGUGUUGGUGUAUUUGUUGAGGUCAUCCUUCCCUGCAUGUCUUUUCCCACACUCUUGGCUGUGGCUGGUAAACUUCCCCUCACUCUCAGAUCUUCUCGCACUUCUGAAAUUCAAACUUCCCCCUUUGUGGCCGAGAUGCCAGCAG
This is a messenger RNA of Eriocheir sinensis (Chinese mitten crab), 1322 nucleotides long. RefSeq lists its product as uncharacterized. The transcript is spliced from 2 exons. The coding region runs from base 1 to 1197 and encodes 398 amino acids. The record is from RefSeq and is a predicted model, not a curated record. NCBI's taxonomy places the organism in Eukaryota, Metazoa, Arthropoda, Malacostraca, Decapoda, Varunidae.